Aspergillus fijiensis CBS 313.89 is the source of this 2350-nucleotide messenger RNA. RefSeq names its product acid phosphatase DET1. The transcript is spliced from 2 exons. Gene Ontology annotation, molecular function: phosphatase activity. The coding region runs from base 141 to 2213 and encodes 690 amino acids. The record is from RefSeq and is a predicted model, not a curated record. Lineage: Eukaryota; Fungi; Ascomycota; Eurotiomycetes; Eurotiales; Aspergillaceae.
UCUCGGGAAAUUGACCAGUCAGUGGGUGCAUUUUUUUCGUUUCACUACCCGCCGUUACAGUCUGCUGCGAUUGUCCUGUACCUCGCCUCGUAUCCCCACAUCAAUUGUACACCACACCACCGCAUGCCAAAACAACAACCAUGGGCAAGCCGCGGAUGAUCAUCUUGAUCCGACAUGCUCAAUCAGAAGGGAACAAGAACCGCGAGAUUCAUCAGACCAUCCCGGACCAUCGGGUUAAACUGACCCCGGAAGGACAUCGGCAGGCUCUAGAAGCAGGAAGCAAAUUACGCGCCCUCCUCCGACCAGAUGACACGAUACACUUCUUCACAUCUCCCUAUCGUCGCACACGUGAAACCACGGAGGGCAUUCUUCAGUCCUUGACUUCGGACUCGCCAUCCCCAUCCCCGUUCCCGCGGCAUACAAUUAAGGUCUAUGAGGAGCCUCGGUUGCGCGAGCAGGACUUUGGCAAUUUCCAGCCUUGUUCGGCCGAGAUGGAACGAAUGUGGCUGGAAAGAGCUGAUUAUGGACACUUUUUCUACCGUAUACCCAACGGUGAGUCUGCCGCGGACGCCUACGACCGUGUCAGUGGGUUCAACGAAUCGCUUUGGCGCCUGUUCGGAGAGGACGACUUUGCUAGUGUCUGCGUGCUGGUUACGCAUGGCUUGAUGACGAGAGUGUUUCUCAUGAAAUGGUACCAUUGGAGCGUGGAAUACUUUGAGGAUCUACGGAACAUCAACCAUUGCGAGUUCGUUAUUUUGAAACUCAAUCCAGACAAUGGUAAAUAUGUCCUGCAAAAUCAGCUCCGGACUUGGUCCGAUCUGCGCAAGGAAAAAGAGCUGGAACGGCAACACGAACGUGCAGCGAAAGGCCUCAGCCCUGCACAGCCCGCAACGCCGUCGGAGACAACGUCGGUACCGGUUAGACGCAAGUGGGGUGGCUGUCCCGAGGGGUGUAAUCACGGAAUUCGAAAAGGAAAUUCCUUGCGUUCAGCUCGAGCACACGGAUCAGAACAACCCAAGCUUCACGUGGACACUUCAUCCCCCGUCUCCAGGAAGACAAGCGAUCCCAAGGACAACUCCGACAAGACUAAAGCUGACCACGAUGCUUCUCCAACUACAACCUCGAAAGAUUCGGCCACGCAUGGAGAACCACAUAUGAUCGCAGCCCCCGAGCCAGCACUUGGAGAUCGAUCAAGGGAUGUUCGCCCUUUAGAGAGAACACAUCCUGCUCCUUCGCCGAAGUACGAGUUUCAUGGCACGCAACUAGAACUCGAGGUCUCAAGCGCGACCUUGGAUAAGGCACUGCCCAUCCGAACCAAAGCCAUUGCCUUGACUGACACAAGUCAAUCAUCCGACCAACCAUUCCCCUCAUCAACCCGCUCCAGCCCCAGCCCCAGCUCAAAUCCAGUCCCGCGCCGGCCAGACCUCCGGCACUUCCAUCGCGACAGCGAAGACCACCUCCUUCACCCACCCCGCUCCACCUACGCUUACAUCCACCUGGUCGGCCGUGACGGCGGAGGCUCCCUGAGCGGAGCGAACAGCCUUGCACCCUCUGAGGACGAGCGGGAUGAGAAACACGAAUAUCAGCACCACCACCACCACCACCACCAUCACCACCACCCGAGCCAUGAGCACCAGCAUGAACCAACUCAGUCGGCUCCAGAAGCCCGUCCGCGCUCCGCCUCCACUUCCAAUUACCUCUAUCCCCACCAGCAUCAUCACCACCACAGCCAUCGCCCGGACCCCUCUCGCAAACCAUCUCAGGAUCUCGGCAACGACGGCGACGACGAGAGCAGCAGCCGACAGAGCGAUCGACCUCGUCGCACCCGUUCUCACAAUUACCACCGCCAUCCUCAUCAUUCCACCACCUCCAGCGGUCGUCGAGCCAUCCAAGCGAAGCGCGUAGCCAACAUCCUCACCCAACAUCAACUGCAGCCGCAUCAGCAACAACCCGACAACCACGAUGACGACAACGACGACGAAGACCAUGACGAGUAUUUCUCCGAGCAAUGCGCAACCUGCCAGGCGGACCAGUCUCAGCACGUCCACGAAGGCAGUAAUCAGACUAACGAACCCGAGCACGAGCACGCAGACGACCCUAAUGACCAAACUGAUACUACUCCCAUGAACCCCAAAGUCGAGGACGAGGACGAAGACGACACCCUAGAAGCCCAACGCCGCGAAGACCAAAGCAUCAGAGGAAGCGUCUACUGAUUUUUCUUUUCUUUUCCUUUUCCCAUCAUGAGAUCUUAGUUAUCUACUACGAAACACACUCCCCAAGCAUCAAAUAACCGACAUCAAUCCGAUUAUUCAUACACUGCAUUAUACACAUUUCUCAAUCUAUUUUAUGA